AUGGUUCAGCGCAAAAAGAAAAUUGAGUGUGGCCAGCUGUACCUGCUGCAGUGCCACCUCAUGGACAAGAACGGCCGACCCAAGAUGCCGGACUGCUGCAACGACCGGCGGCAAGCGGACAACCCGCUCUGCUUCCCGAUCCAGAUCCCCGACAGUGACGAGUUCUACGCCCUGUACGGCCAAAAGUGCAUGAACGUCAUCCGCUCACUGCCAGGCGUGCACCACAUGUGCAAGCUCGGCCCACGUGACCCGAUCAACCAGGUGACGUCAUACCUGGACGCGUCGUUCGUGUACGGCUCGGACCUGGAGACGGAGCGGCGCAUGCGCUCGUACCAAGGCGGCCUGCUCAAGACGCUGCCGGUGUUCCGCGAGAUCGGCCUCAAGGACCUGCUGCCGCCCAACCUGCACGCGCCCGACGAAGGCUGCAUCCGGCCGUCGCGCGACAUCUUCUGCUUCGACGCCGGCGACAACCGGGUCAACGAACAGCUGGUGCUGGCCACCCUGCAGACGUACCUGAUGCGCGAGCACAACCGGAUUGCCGUCGAGCUCAGCCACCUGAACCCACACUGGGACGACGAGACCAUCUACCAGGAAACGCGCCUGAUCAUCGGCGCCGUGGUGCAGCAGAUCACCUACAACGAGUUCCUGCCCAUGGUGCUGGGAAAGGACGUCAUGACCAAGGAGAACUUGGUCGUUGGCAGGGGUUCGAAGGGUCACAAGUACAGCCCCACUCUGGACGCCAGCACGUCCAACUCCUUCUCGACGGCGGCCUUCCGGUUCGGCCACUCCCUCCUGCCGUCCACCAUCGAGAGGUGGUCCACUUCCGGCAAAUAUAUCGACGCCCGCCGGUUGAGCGAGCUGCUCCGUCAACCGUACGACAUGUACAAGGGCGGCUUCGUGGACCAGUACACCAUGGGCCUCAUCAACCAGCUCGCGCAGGCCAUGGACGACGCCGUCACGCAGGAGGUCACGAACCACCUGUUCCAAAUGCCCGAGCACCGGUUCGGAAUGGAUCUAGCGGCGAUCAACAUGCAGCGAGGCCGCGAGCACGGCCUGCCCAGCUACAACGGCUUCCGCGAGUUCUGCGGCCUGCCGCGCGUCACCGACUUCUUCGAGCUGAAUACCGUCAUGAGCAACAACACGGCCUCCGCCUACAGCGACGUUUACGGGUGA
Molecule: messenger RNA, 1173 nt
Organism: Pollicipes pollicipes
Lineage: Eukaryota; Metazoa; Arthropoda; Thecostraca; Pollicipedomorpha; Pollicipedidae
Product: chorion peroxidase-like
Exons: 8
Coding region: 1-1173 (390 amino acids)
Biological process (GO): response to oxidative stress
Molecular function (GO): heme binding; peroxidase activity
Source: RefSeq, a predicted model, not a curated record